Messenger RNA from Metopolophium dirhodum (rose-grain aphid), 2343 nucleotides. RefSeq lists its product as uncharacterized. The coding region runs from base 1 to 2343 and encodes 780 amino acids. Gene Ontology annotation, molecular function: nucleic acid binding; RNA-DNA hybrid ribonuclease activity. The transcript is spliced from 2 exons. The record is from RefSeq and is a predicted model, not a curated record. Lineage: Eukaryota; Metazoa; Arthropoda; Insecta; Hemiptera; Aphididae.
AUGAUAAACCCGAACAAUAGCGACCAAAUUGUCUUGAACUCCAGUAUAACACUCAAUGAAAUGGAAACUGCACUAAAUAAAUGCCAGAGCAAAAGCCCUGGCCCAGACAGUAUCCCUUAUUGUUUUAUUAUAAACCUCGGCAUAACAGCAAAAAAAUUUCUAUUGAAUAUAUAUAACAAUAUAUGGCACACAGGAGUUAUACCUAAAGAAUGGAAAAAGGGAAUAAUAAUUCCUAUUCUUAAACCAGGGAAAAACAAACAUUCCACUGAAGGAUACAGACCUAUCACACUCCUAAACACAAUGACAAAAAUUAUGGAAAAAAUUAUAAACUUAAGAUUAACAUGGUUCUUAGAAAAAAACCAAAUACUUUCUAAAGAGCAAAGUGGAUUUCGCCACACUAGAUCAACAAUGGACAACUUAAUUACAAUAAAAACUGAAAUAGAAAAUGCAUUCGAACAUAAACAAAUACUCGGAAUGAUCAGUUUGGAUAUAACAAAGGCUUACGAUUCUGUAUGGAGACAUAGAAUACUAGCUCUACUAAGCAAAAUCUUAACAAACGGCAAUAUGUUCAUGUAUAUUACAAACUACCUAAAAGAAAGACAAUUUCAGGUCAAAGUAUCACAUACCCUAUCAAAGACGUUCUACCAAGAAAAUGGCAUCCCACAAGGAUCAUCACUGGCAGUCACACUCUUUCUCUUGGCCAUUAAUGAUAUUGUCGAAACAAUCAAAGUUCCUGUAAAAGCUAAUUUAUUCGCCGAUGACUUUAACAUUUUUUGCAGAAGCAAAAACCUAAAAACCGUCCAAGAAUUACUCCAAAUAAGUGCUAACAGCUUAUCAGAUUGGUCAAAAAAAACUGGCUUCUCAUUCUCUAACCUCAAAUCCAAAAGUAUUAUAUUUACAAAACAAAAAAAAAUAAAAGAUCUCAAUAUAAUACUAGACAACUUAGUUAUACCUCACCAUAAUAAAAUUAAAAUUCUAGGAAUAACAUUCGAUUCCAAACUCAAUUGGAUACCUCAUCUAAAAAAUAUUCGUGACUCGUUAUCUCAAAAACUCAACAUAAUCAAAAUAAUUGCCCACACAUCAUGGGGUGGUGACAGCGCAUCUCUUUUAAUGAUCUAUAAAGCGUUAAUUCGAUCUAAAACAGAUUAUGGAUCAAUACUGUUAAAAAAUGCCAAAACCAACCACUUAAACAUGGUUCAAACUAAACUAAAUACUGCUAUAAGACUUUCAAUAGGGGGAUUCAAAUCCAGCCCAAUUGAGAGUAUUAGAAACAUUGCUAAUGAAAUCCCACCUAACCUUAGAAGAGAAAAACUACUGCUAUUAUAUUGUGCCAGAACCAAAAGAAAUAUCAACAAUCCAGCCAUCAAAGUAAUAAAUGCACACAUACAGCAAGCCGAAAAAGAAAAUAUAAAAAUAAACAAUAUUUUAGAAAGAAAACCGUACAUUUUUCCCCCUUGGAACACAACAUUCAAUGUUAACCUUACUUUAACUCAAUUCAAAAAAGAAAACACAAUGCCAUCCAUAUAUAAAAACAUGCUCAACAACAUAUUGCAAGAACACCCAAACAGUGUACACAUAUACACUGAUGCAUCCAAAACAAAUGACGGUGUUGGUCUCGCUAUGAUAAUAAACAAUCAAACAAUAGCAUACAAACUUCCACCUCAAGCAUCAAUAUUCACAGCAGAAGCGAUGGCAAUAUACAAAGCUGUAAAAUAUUUCCACACUGAAUAUUCAAACCACCAAACAAAAUGUAUAAUACUUAGCGACUCACUCAGCAAUUUAAUUGCCAUCACAAAUACUCGAAACCAAACAGAUAUCACUAAGCUAAUACAAGAAGAAACUUUUCUUGCAGAAAAUAAAAAUAUAUACAUCCAGUUUGUAUGGAUUCCGGGCCACAUCGGCAUUCCAGGAAAUGAAAUGGCUGACCAAGAAGCCCAUAAUGCAAUCACCUCCAAAUUAACUGCAACCAUAAAGUCCAUCACAUUUGCAGAUGCAAAAAACGAAAUUAAACUACACACAAACAAUAAAUGGCAUUCCUACUGGCGAAAACUCAACACCAAACUCAAUAAAAUAAAAAACAAUAUAAAUCUAUGGAUAAAUCUUGAACUCAGUAGAAAAGAAGAAACCAUAAUAAACCGUCUCCGAAUUGGUCACACACACCUAACUCACAGCUAUUUGAUGACCAAAGACGAUCCUCCACUAUGCGACGCGUGCAAUGUACUUUUAACGGUCAACCACGUCAUCACAGAAUGUCAAAAAUACAACAUGUAUCGAAAUCAAUACCACAUAUCAGAACAAAUUUGUCAAGCACUAGGACCAAACCCACAAGACAUUAUCAAAUGA